This is a messenger RNA of Darwinula stevensoni, 6140 nucleotides long. The record is from the annotation of a GenBank genome assembly. NCBI's taxonomy places the organism in Eukaryota, Metazoa, Arthropoda, Ostracoda, Podocopida, Darwinulidae.
AUGGCAGUGAAGUUCACCAUUGGUGCUGAUGUCGUGAUUCAGAUCCCAUGGGAGGUGGGGCAGCAGGAUGGGUUUUACCGUCUUGAUUAUAGUCCCCCUCAGGGGAGACCCACUGCGAAUAAAACUUUUUACCCUCCUGAAAUUGCCAAUGGUAUUGAGUUGACACAUGCUCUCCCAGGAACAAAAUAUGACUUCCGCUUGUACUAUUCCAAUGACACCAUCAGUGACUUCCUCACAUGGACCGCUUCUAUUACCACAGGCGUCAUGUAUCAUCUUCCCAUCUCGGAUGAGAUGAAGGUGAUACUUGUGCCACUGUCAGAACCUCAGAACAGUGUGAAGAGCAUUGCAGUUGAUUCUGAUUCCUCACCCUUCACAUUGAGGAACCUCACACCUGGUGCCUCCUAUGAAGUUCAGCUCUAUACUGUCUAUGCAAACAAAGAAAGUGCAGUCUAUGUUUCAGCAAAUCUCACAACUUGUAUUGAAGACAUAAUAUCUCAUCCCUUCUUUGCAGUGCCAAACACUCCGGGUCGAUUUAUUGUUUGGUUUCGCAAUGAAACUACACUAUUGGUGUUAUGGCAGCCACCAUACCCUCCUGGGAUAUACUCUCAUUAUAAAGUAUCCAUUGACCCUCCUGAUGCAAUAGAAAGUAUUUUGUUUGUUGAGAAAGAGGGAGAGCCUCCUGGCCCUGCUCAGGCUGCAUUUUAUGGAUUAGUGCCAGGACGAGCAUACAACAUUUCCGUCCAGACUGUUAGUGAGAACCAAGUGUCCUUGGCAACAACAGCUCAAUAUAGGACUGUCCCUCUUCCCCCAAGAAAUGUGACUGCUGUUAGGCCCACACUUGGCACAGAUUCCUUCCAAAUCACUUGGAAUCUACCCAAUGGAGUCACUGAAUAUGAUCGUUUCACUGUGGCAUUGGGGCUAAGGAGGCACACAUUUCAUGCUGUAGACAAAGACAAGCCAAGAAUUGUUACAUUCAGCAACAACUUGGAUCCUGGGCAUACCUAUACUGUGGUUGUCAAGACAGUGUCUGGGAAUGUUGCCAGCUGGCCUGCAACAGGGAAUGUCACUACACGACCUCUGCCUGUUGCAAACCUUGAAGCACAGCAAGAUCAUGAGACUGGCAGCAUUGUUAUUCUAUGGAAGACAGACCCAAUAUCUGUACAAGACUCUUUCAAGGUGACAUGGCAAGAAGUGGGCUCUUUCAAUGGAGACUCUGGAUCAGAUAUUGUCACUGACACUAGCUUCUCGUUGGAGAAACUCUUGCGAGGCCGCAAUUAUUCCAUUGCUGUUCAAGCCAUCAGUAAUGGCAUGGAGAGUGAGGAAAGAGUUAUCUUCCAAGUGACAAAUCCUUCAUCCCCAAUCAUUGAGACCCUGUCUCCUCUGCCUCAUGGUCUCAACAUUUCAUGGAAGUGGGAUGUCACAUCGCGCCAGGACAGUUAUGCUGUUGUAUACACACGUAAUGACACAGGCGAGCAGGUGACAGAGAAGACAGAAGAGCCUCGCAUCACCUUGGAUGGCCUCUAUCCUGGAGCUGGCUACAGCAUCAAAGUUUAUGCCAUCAGCAAUGGACUCUGGAGUGAGCCUCAUGUCUACUUUCAAGCAGUCUGUGAGUUGAAGUAUUCAAUUGAAAUUCAAUCAAUUCAGCAGAUGACAGCAAAUAUCAGAGAAAACUUGAAGGUCUUGGGCUCCAAGAAUGAGUCAUCUGUCAAGCUGGAAUGGGAUCCACCACUAGAUUCCAUUUAUGAUGGGUUCAUCAUUCGAUAUCACACAAGUCAGUCUCCUCAGUGGGAGGAGCUACCUCCUGUGCCAGCAACUUCCACCUCAAAGUUUCUCACAGAUAUCCCUCCUGGUCAGAGCUUCACUUUUCAAUUGAACUCUGUGAGUCACAGAGUUGAGAGUCAGAGCAGUCUCCAUGCAGAUUACACUCUCAGACCAGAUGGGAUUGGAGAGGUGACUCCAUUGCGGUCAUCUGGGAACAUCACAUUUGAAUGGGAAAUUCCAAAAGGAAAAGUAGAAGUGUAUUUGAUAUCUUGGGAGCCUAGAGGAGAAGAUGAUGAACCAACACGAGGGAUACAAGGGGAAGAGGAGAUCCCAGCUGAUGAAGUUGUUCAUCCUGCUGAAGGAGUAGUUCGUGUCACUGUUGAUCACCUCUUCCCAGGGCAGGAAUACAGGUUCUCUUUCCAGACGAAGUCUCAUGGACUUCUGUCCCGUGUCCUCACACUCACCACUCGGACCAUGCCACUAAUCAAAUCUGAGGUGUACCUGGCAAACAAUCCUGAGGACACUGCUUCACUCACUGUUCGCUUCACUCCAACUCCAAACACAGUCUCUCUACUGGACAACUAUAGAUUUCAAUUGUCAGACCCUCGAAUCCCAGUGCAAGAGAAGAGUGAAAGUGACCCUGACAGAAAGGUUCUCUUUCAUGAUCUUGUACCUGGGCGGCUCUACAAUCUUACUUGCUGGACUGUAUCUGGUGGAGUGACCAGUGCACCCCUUGUAAGGCAAACAAGACAAUUUCCAGAACCCGUGUCCUGGGUGAAUGCAAGCCAUGUUGCAGAUACAUACAUAAUCCUUACUUGGAAUGUUCCUAAUGGUGAUCAUGAUGCAUAUGAGGUCCAAUACCUGACUGCUGAAGAUGCACUGCUGAGGAAUAUCUCACUAGUGAAUCGCAUCACUCUGGGGGGCCUGAGACCACAUCGCAACUACACAUUUACUGUGACAGUGUUGUCAGGUUCUGACACCCCAACACAGAAACGAUCCCUCCCUGUAUCAGCCACAUUUGUAACUCAAGAAUCUGUUCCUGGAAAGGUUCUGAACUUCCAUCCAAUUGAUGUGACGCCCAGCAAAAUCACAUUUGAGUGGCACAUUCCAUCUUCCAAUCAAAAUGGAAUCCUCAUCGGUUUCACUAUUCGAUAUGGAGCCAAGGGUUCUGAGUAUACAUUGGUGCAGGACUUUGGUCCCCAGGAAUUCCAAGGCACAAUUUUCAACCUCAUUCCUGGUGAAGUAUAUGAGUUCCAGAUCCAAGCCAAGACUCAGAUUGGCUAUGGCAGUGUGGCAUUCUGGGAACAACGAAUGCCUGUUUGGGCUCCACCCAGGCCAAACCCUCAGGUCUUCCCCACUGAAGUUUCACGGACCAGCACAACAAUUGAGAUUCGAUUUCGCAAGAAUUAUUUCUCUACUCGACAUGGUGAUAUAACAGCCUAUGCCAUCAUAGUGGCUGAGGAUGUAUCUGGUGAGGUACUUGGGCUAGACUUGCCCACUUGGCAGGAUGUCCAGAGAUACACCAUCUGGCCCCCUUACCAGGCAAAUGCUCCUUAUUAUCCUUUCAACACAUCCUCUGUGGUGGACUACACAAUUGGGACAGAGGAAUGUCAUGGAAAGGUGGGCCACUGUAAUGGACCUCUGAAGCCUGGUUCUACAUAUCGUGUCAAGAUUCGAGCUUUCACAUCUCAAGAAAAAUAUUCAGAUACAUACUGGAGUCAUCCUAUUGAAACUGAGAGGAAUACAUCAGGGAUGGUGAUAAGCAUCAUCAUUCCUCUCCUCCUUGUGAUUGUCUUGAUUGUGACGCUAAUGCUAAUGAGGCGAUACCGAGUGGGGAUCUGCUGGAGGAGGAAAGGUGUGGACAAAGGUCAUCAUCACCGUGGGGCAGGGAAGGAGGACAACAUUUCCCUCCCUGACAGUGUGAUUGUGACCAGUCGACCUGUAAAGCUCAAGGACUUCCAGGAACAUUAUCGUCUCAUGGCUGCAGAUUCAGACUUUAGGUUCUCUGAAGAAUAUGAGGAGCUGAAACAUGUUGGGAGAGAUCAGCCUUGCACAGCAGCUGACAUUCCAUGCAACAGGCCAAAAAACCGCUUCACCAACAUCCUACCCUAUGAUCAUUCCCGCUUCAAGCUUCAGCCAACAGAUGAUGAAGAGGGUUCAGAUUACAUCAAUGCCAAUUAUGUUCCUGUGAGUAAUGGGAAAAUAUUUUGCAGAGGAUUCCUUCACAUGGCCAACUUUCAGAAUAGUAGAGUAUUAUCAUUUCAGGGCCACAACUCUCCUCGGGAAUUCAUUGUGACUCAAGGUCCACUGCACAGCACAAGAGAUGACUUGUGGCGGAUGAUUUGGGAGGGUAACUCACGAGCCAUUGUGAUGCUCACCAGAUGCAUAGAAAAAGGACGGGAGAAGUGUGAUCAUUACUGGCCAUAUGAUACACAGCCAGCAUAUUAUGGAGACAUCCAGGUCAUUGUCCUCAAUGAAAGCCAGUAUCCUGACUGGACAAUACGAGAGUUCAAAGUCACCAGGGGAGAUACAUCACGCAUUGUAAGACAUUUCCAUUUCACAACCUGGCCUGACUUUGGAGUCCCUGACCCACCUCAGACUCUAGUCAGGUUUGUAAGAGCCUUCAGGGAACGUGUUGGUCCUGAACAGAAACCAAUUGUAGUACAUUGCAGUGCUGGGGUGGGUCGAUCAGGAACUUUCAUUGCCCUGGACCGCAUUCUCCAGCAUAUAAAGAAAGAGGACUAUGUGGAUAUUUUUGGGAUGGUAUAUGAGAUGAGGCGGGAGCGUGUCUGGAUGGUACAGACAGAGCAACAGUACAUAUGCAUUCAUCAGUGUCUCCUGGCUGUCCUUGAGGGGCGUGAGAAUGACAUCCCUCCUCGUGAGGUUCAUGAGAAUGAAGGCUUUGAAGAUGAGGGAAUAGCUGAGUCUGGCAUGUAAGAGCUUGUCCUCCACCAUUGCCCUGGAGUCUUGCAACACCAAAUGAAAGUGGAUGAGCUCCAGGUCUUCCUCUCAUCACAUCAGUCAUGUGAUGCCACAUGCUCUUGUUCAUUGGUUAUGCUGUCAAUUCCGAGUGAUAGUAAGUGCCUGCAUUUGUGAAGAGAAUGUUCCAAAGACUCAGAAAGAGUAUUUUUUUCAUCAUUUUUUCCACACAGAUUUCUAUUUUAAUCUAUCAAUGUCUUCUAAAGCUUGGUUCUUUGAUGUAUUUAUGGAAGCAUUCCAAGAGUUCAAGGUUACCCUUUGUGAUCACAAGGAUUUCCCCUUGGGGCUUUCACCCAAUCAAAACCAAAAUGACUUUGACAAGUAUUUCCCGUCCUGUUUCAUUCUCCCCUAGGGAUAUCUCAUGUGGAUCUGCUAAUUUGAAUCAGGCAGCUCACCCCUUUCAUCCCUUUUUUUCCAGGAAUUAUUUUUUUUGAGACCAUUGAUUGUAUUGACAAUGCAUUCAUGUUGAAAUUUUUUAUUCAGGAAUUUGCUUCCAGUCUCCUGCUUGAUUUCUUUCAUGAGGAUUUGGUAUAAGAUGAAAUUCUUUAUGUGAGAGUCAUUACUCCAUCUCUUUAACUUUUGGUGUUCUGAAAUUUCAUGACAAUAACACUGGUUCUUAUGAGAAAAUUAUGGGUGAGUGGUACCAUACCCCUCUCAUCAGCUCAGACUAUCAUCUUUUCAAGUGCAGUAUAUGUUGUAGUAGUUUGGUGGCCCCUUGACUUCACUCAGAUCUCUGUCAUCUGUAAGAGAUGCUUUUGCAAGCUUUGUCCUGUUCAUGACAUGAUCCAUGUCUCUUUGUUUUUCAUUCAAUUUUUUGCCAAAAAUGUCCUGUGCUGUGACCCUUCUUUUAAUGCCUUCAGUGUCACAAGGUACCCCAUUCAUCAAAGAGAAACAUGUAUUUAACUUAUCCUCUUAAAAGAUGGAAGGGAAUUAAUGGCUGCUAAUUUCUUAUGGUGUUGCUAGAGAAAGGUCUUCACUGUAUGUAAGGUACUCUACCUUUUUUUUUUUCUUUUUGACUGAGCAAGUUGUAGGCUGCUGUCAUUUUUAUACUCUUGAUAUCAAAUGAAGAAUCCCUGCCUUAUUGAAGCCUUUUUUAAAUAACUUUUUUGCAAUUAUAAAUUUUUAAAGAAGCAUGAAGCUAUGUGGGACCAAGAUGGAUGAGUUUAUGCCAGAACUCUUGAGGACUUUCACUUAAACUACUACUUUCUGCAGAAGCAUGCAACAUUUUUGCAUCUUUUUCAUCCCCCAUCCUUACUUCAGGUAGGAUGAAAUGCCUUUAUUUUAAUGGUGUUCUCAUUGGAAUCUCAUUGAACUGAUAGGCUAGUGUCUUAAGGCUCAAACUUUAAAAGAUGAAGUUUUCAUGAAGUAUGUUAAAUCCAUAAAGCUACUUUUUUUUGAAA